Messenger RNA from Xiphias gladius (swordfish), 2977 nucleotides. It is a transcript of the gene akip1, whose product is annotated as A kinase (PRKA) interacting protein 1. Gene Ontology annotation, biological process: regulation of non-canonical NF-kappaB signal transduction. Gene Ontology annotation, cellular component: nucleoplasm. Bases 240 to 743 code for a protein of 167 amino acids. The record is from RefSeq and is a predicted model, not a curated record. NCBI's taxonomy places the organism in Eukaryota, Metazoa, Chordata, Actinopteri, Istiophoriformes, Xiphiidae. The transcript is spliced from 6 exons.
UAGCGUGCAGGGUUUCCCGUCCUGUCGCUUCAAAACAGCACGGGCACGGCUGCGCGUGAAAAGCUGGACCUAGCAAACGCGUAACGCGGAAAAUGUGAGGGCUGCCGCGCCACAGGUGGUUGAAUGAAGACGCGCGGGGUUUCUCCAAAAACUGCGUCUUUGCACUGGAUGACCCGCGCGGCUUCUCCCUGAACGCGUCGAACAGGUGAGGGUCCCCUUAGUUUUGGCGUGACUUGUUCAUGGCAAGCCAGGCCUGGCUGGAGUCUUCCCUUCGGCGCUCGGGGAGUCUGGGCCUGGAGGUGCUGGAGCGGGCCUCCAGGCGUAGCGUAGACUGGACCAGCACUGGCGCAUCCCAGACCCCAACUACUACGGAUGAAGACACGCAAAUCCCUGUCAAGACAACCCACACAGAGCUCAGUGAUGCUUUUGCAACCAUCGCAGAGUUCAUGGCCCAGACGACCUAUCAGUGCAAGAGGUUUUAUGAGUCGGGCCGUUGCGCUGAGCCCACUGAUAGUGAGAGGAACCACGUGUCUAGGUUCCACACUCGACGCGCCGCUGGGAAGACGACACCUGCACUGCCGACCAGGAAACGUGUUCGCAUGUCGGCGGAAGGCGAAGAUUUCUACAUCGAGGUUUCACCUGGGACGUACGCCAUCACUGCCAGCAUGCCGGAGUCGCAGCAGCAGACUCAGCUGCACCUGGAAGUGACUGAAACGGAGAGCUGUGGUUUGGCGAGGCGUUGAUCUGCGGGACAGGGAAGCUGAACCUCGCCGGUUGCGAGGUCCUCCUGGGCACUGCACUCUCUGCAGAUUAAAAUUAAAACUUUAUAAACACGAACAGAUCUCCUGCAGGUUAAGUGGUGGUACGUUACACUGUCACCGCUUUGCAAUGUGCAUGUUUUUGAGGGAAACUUAAAGUGCAACACAGUUUAACUAUAUUUAUAUAUAUAUGUAAAACAUCAUAUCAUAUUUCUCUUAAUGGUUUUCGUCCUGACAAAGAUGUAUUUUCCUACAUGCCUGAAGGGACUUUUCGAUAAACAUUUCAAUAACCUGAACAUCUGGUUCUGUGAAAAGCCGGAACGUGUAGUUCUCUUUGCUCUGGAUGAAUGGUGCCCUCUUUCGGUUUUUUGUGCUGUAAAGCAGUAAAAGAGGAUUUCCCUCAGAAUCCAUCCUGGUGGAAGAAGCAACAGUAGGUCUGAGCAGUGGUCAGUAACUUUUGAAUACCUCAAGCUGGACACGUUACGGAUUUUUGUCACCUUAAAAGGUUAAACAUAGAACCCUGAACUGUUUUUCAAUUUGUGCUCAUUUUAGUCGCUUUCGGGGGAAAUCAAAGACCAGAAUUGAUCAGUUUGGUCAGUGUUUGUGUUUCCCACCUGGCUGUCUGUGCUGAGGCUCUGGCCCAGUUCUCCUCCAGUACCUCCAGGGAGGACGUUGUCGUUUUUUACUCCUCAGCCUCACUGCAGGAGGAAACGUUACUCUGGUCUCGUCCUCAGAACGAGAUGAAGAGGGCACCUCCGGGUCGCUCUUCCUCACGAGUGUCUCUCUGAGGUCCACCCGCUUAUCUCUCUCUCCGCCCCCUCAAAUCCAUCCAUUCUUCCAAGGCUGGACCUACAGCUGGCAAGAUGCAGAUGCUGAGCAGUCGGUGCAGAACAGCCGGGGAGUGCAGGAGGAGCUGCGAGCGCAAAGCCAGCUGCAAUACGGAGCGGGAGCUGAUGUUGGGAUUUGGAGCUCCCUGACUCUCCUGUCAUAGCUGGAUGCUGAAAUGGGUAAAAACAGGGUGGCAGGAACCAGAGAGACGCAGCCGUCCCACAUCAGCGCCCGGAGACUCGUAACACCGGCAACUGCAGAAGAGAAGACUGAGAUAUCAGAGUGAUUUACUGGGGGUGUUGGUGAAUAGAUAUGUGCUUUCUUUAUACAUUUAAACUGGCACCGUUGCUGAAUUAUCUGUUUUUUGUUCCUGUGUGCCAUGUGCCCGUGGAAGUACAGACAACUAUCCCUGAAUUACUUUUGAUACUUGAGAAAACUUAAAAACGGGAUGAUUCUCAGGCAAGUUCUGAAGCGUCUUUUUUCUAUGAUUUGUAAUUGGUUUUUUUUCCUUUCCCCUCUUCAAUCCACCAAGUCCCAUCCAGUACCCAUCAAUUUCCGUCACGCCUUCCCCAGCGUCCCUUUCGAACCGUCUGUAAUCACAUAACAGCUCCCUCUUGUGGCCCGAGUCAGACACUGCAGGUAGUCCCUGGCGUUGCCGUCCGUUGCUUUUAUAUUGUUGUUUUUCUUCUUAACGUGUUUAAAGUCAUUUACAGUUGUACUUAGGUAUUUUACUUAAACAUCAAAAUAUGCUCAAAGUACCAAAAGUAAAAGGGCUCAUAAUGCAGAAUAAUGUAUAUCAUCAUAAUGUACUAUAUAUUAUUGGAUUAUACGGUAAAGGUUGAUGCAUUCAUGUGUACAUCACUUUAAUGUAGCAACUGGUAAAGGUGGAGCAAAUUUGAAUUACUUUAAUUACAGCUGGGUGGCCUGUGAACCCCAGCCCCCCGAUCUAAAAUAUCUUAUCUUAUAUCUCAUUUUACCAUAAUACAUCAUGAUUUAUUUGUUCAUUAUAUUUUCUAUAAUGAAUCUGAAUCUACAAAGUAUCUCAAAGUAUCAGAUAAAUGUAGUGUAGUAAAUAAAAUUACAAUAUUUGCCUCUGGACUGUAGUCGAAUGGAAGUAUAAGGUAUGAGAAAAUGGAAAUACUCAAGUGGAGUACCAGUAGCUCAAAACUGUACUGAAAUACACUACUUGAGUAAAUGUACUUAGUUACAUUCCACCACUGAUACUGAACCUCGAAAGGCUUAAGACGGUCAGCGUUAUCGGUUGUUUAUCUGGAAAUGUACACAGGAAUUUCGACCCUCUCCACCUCUGACUGACAGUGACAGGAAACACAGUGAUGGUGUUUGUGUUCUGUCACUGGGAAAAUCACCAACAAUAAAGGAAGCAGAUAAAU